Melospiza melodia melodia is the source of this 3318-nucleotide messenger RNA. It is a transcript of the gene LRRTM3, whose product is annotated as leucine rich repeat transmembrane neuronal 3. Bases 354 to 2099 code for a protein of 581 amino acids. The record is from RefSeq and is a predicted model, not a curated record. The transcript is spliced from 3 exons. NCBI's taxonomy places the organism in Eukaryota, Metazoa, Chordata, Aves, Passeriformes, Passerellidae. Gene Ontology annotation, cellular component: extracellular matrix; plasma membrane. Gene Ontology annotation, molecular function: protein binding.
GGCGCCGCGGGCUGCACCCACCCACGGGCGCUCCCAUGAAGCGACGCUGCGAGAGCCGCGCUCCCAACUAGAAAGAUGCAAAACCGUAAUAUCCGUGAAGAUCCUAUUACCUAGGAAGAAUUUGACGUUUUGCUGCGAACGCUGUGUUGGGAUUGAUUUAUACUUGGAGUGCUCUGCACGGCUGGCAAAGAAUAAUGUUCCAAAAUCGGUCCGUCUCCCAAGGGGUCCAAUUUUUCUUCCUGGGUGUCAGCGAGCCCUGACUCACUACAGUGCAGCUGACAGGGGCUGCCAUGCUUGUGGCACACUAAGCAAAAAACAAAAGACCUAAGGACGACCUUUGAACAACACAAAGGAUGGGUUUCAAUGUAAUUAGGCUACUGAGCGGAUCAGCUGUAGCUCUGGUAAUAGCCCCUACUGUAUUACUGACAAUGCUUUCUUCUGCUGAACGAGGAUGCCCUAAGGGCUGUAGGUGUGAAGGCAAAAUGGUAUAUUGUGAAUCUCAGAAAUUGCAGGAGAUUCCCUCAAGUAUAUCUGCUGGUUGUUUAGGUUUGUCCCUUCGAUAUAACAGCCUCCAAAAACUAAAAUACAAUCAAUUUAAAGGUCUUAAUCAACUCACCUGGCUCUAUUUAGACCAUAACCACAUCAGCAAUAUUGACGAAAAUGCUUUCAGUGGAAUACGCAGACUAAAAGAGUUGAUCUUGAGUUCCAACAGAAUCUCCUAUUUUCUUAAUAAUACCUUCAGACCUGUGACAAAUCUCCGGAAUUUGGAUCUGUCAUACAAUCAGCUGCAGUCUCUGGGAUCUGAGCAGUUCAGGGGCUUAAGGAAGCUGCUGAGUUUACAUUUGCGGUCCAAUUCCCUAAGAACCAUUCCUGUUCGAAUAUUUCAAGAUUGCAGGAACCUCGAACUGUUGGACCUGGGUUAUAAUCGCAUCCGGAGUUUAGCAAGGAAUGUCUUUGCAGGUAUGAUCAGACUGAAAGAGCUUCAUCUGGAGCACAAUCAAUUUUCUAAGCUCAACCUGGCACUUUUUCCAAGGCUAGUCAGCCUUCAAAACCUUUAUUUACAGUGGAAUAAAAUCAGUGUGAUAGGACAAACUAUGUCUUGGACCUGGAGCUCAUUACAAAGACUCGAUUUAUCUGGCAAUGAAAUAGAAGCUUUCAGUGGACCUAGUGUUUUUCAGUGUGUGCCCAAUUUACAGCGCCUCAACCUGGAUUCAAACAAGCUCACAUUUAUUGGUCAAGAAAUUUUGGAUUCUUGGAUAUCUCUCAAUGACAUCAGCCUUGCCGGGAAUAUAUGGGAAUGCAGCAGAAACAUUUGCUCUCUGGUAAACUGGCUUAAAAGUUUUAAAGGGCUGAGGGAAAAUACAAUUAUUUGUGCCAGCCCCAAAGAGCUGCAAGGGGUGAACGUUAUCGAUGCAGUGAAAAACUACAGCAUCUGUGGCAAGAGUACCACGGAAAGGUUCGAACUGGCACGAGCUCUCCCAAAGCCGACGUUUAAACCAAAACUCACCAGGCCUAAGCACGACAGCGAGCCCCCCGUGCCCCCGACGGCGGGAGCCCCCGAGGGCGGCUCCGAGCCCGAGCACGACGCGGAGCACAUCUCCUUCCACAAAAUCAUCGCCGGCAGCGUGGCCCUCUUCCUGUCGGUGCUGGUGAUCCUGCUGGUGAUCUACGUGUCGUGGAAGCGCUACCCUGCCAGCAUGAAGCAGCUGCAGCAGCGCUCGCUCAUGCGGAGGCACAGGAGAAAGAAACGACAGUCGCUGAAGCAAAUGACUCCAAGCACACAGGAAUUUUAUGUAGAUUACAAACCCACCAACACUGAGACCAGUGAGAUGCUGCUGAAUGGAACGGGACCCUGCACGUACAACAAAUCGGGCUCCAGGGAAUGCGAGAUCCCACUGUCCAUGAACAUGUCAACGUUCCUGGCCUACGAGCAGCCCACGCUGAGCUACUGCGGGGUGCACCACGAGCUGCUGGCCCACCAGCCCUACGAGGGCAGCAGGCAGGAGGAGCCCAUGGACACGGGGCUGGAGGCGGAGCUGGACCUGAGCACCAUCACCACGGCAGCACGGAGCCGGGAGCAGGGGCAGCAGCUGCCCUAGGGAACCCUGGAGCCCCAUGGGAACCCUGGAGCAGGGAACAGGGGCAGCCGCUGCCCUAGGGAACCCUGGAGCCCCAUGGGAACCCUGGAGCAGGGAGCAGGGGCAGCAGCUGCCCUAGGGAACCCUGGAGCCCCUAGGGAACCCUGGAGCAAGGACAGCAGCUGCCCUAGGGAACCCUGGAGCCCCAUGGGAACCCUGGAGCCGGGAGCAGGGGCAGCAGCUGCCCUAGAGAACUCUGGAGCCCCUAGGGAACCCUGGAGCAGGGACAGCAGCUGCCCUAGGGAAUCCUGGAGCCCCAUGGGAACCCUGGAGCAGGGAGCAGGGGCAGCCGCUGCCCUAGGGAACCCUGGAGCCCCUAGGGAACCCUGGAUCAAGGACAGCAGCUGCCCUAGGGAACCCGGAGCCCCUAGGGAACCCUGGAGCAGGGAACAGGGGCAGCAGCUGCCCUAGAGAACCCUGGAGCAGGGAACAGGGACAGCAGCUGCCCUAGGGAACCCUGGAGCCCCAUGGGAACCCUGGAGCAGGGAGCAGGGACAGCAGCUGCCCUAGGGAACCCUGGAGCCUCUAGGGAAUCCUGGAGCAGGGAACAAGGACAGCAGCUGCCCUAGGGAACCCUGGAGCCCCUAGGGAACCCUGGAGCCCCAUGGGAACCCUGGAGCAGGGAACAAGGACAGCAGCUAGCCUAGGGAACCCUGGAGCAGGGAGCAGGGACAGCAGCUGCCCUAGGGAACCCUGGAGCCCCUAGGGAAUUCUGGAGCAGGGAACAAGGACAGCAGCUGCCCUAGGGAACCCUGGAGCAGGGAGCAGGGGCAGCAGCUGCCCUAGGGAACCCUGGAGCCCCUAGGGAACCCUGGAGCCCCAUGGGAACCCUGGAGCAGGGAGCAGGGGCAGCAGCUGCCCUAGGGAAUCCUGGAGCCCCUAGGGAACCCUGGAGCAAGGACAGCAGCUGCCCUAGGGAACCCUGGAGCCCCUAGGGAACCCUGGAGCCCCUAGGGAAUUCUGGAGCAGGGAACAAGGACAGCAGCUGCCCUAGGGAACCCUGGAGCCCCUAGGGAAUCCUGGAGCCCCAUGGGAAUUCUGGAGCAGGGAACAGGGGCAGCAGCUGCCCUAGGGAACCCUGGAGCCCCAUGGGAACCCUGGAGCCCCUAGGGAACCCUGGAGCAGGGAACAAGGACAGCAGCUGCCCUAGGGAACCCUGGAGCCCCUAGGGAAUUCUGGA